This is a messenger RNA of Blepharisma stoltei, 702 nucleotides long. The record is from the annotation of a GenBank genome assembly. Lineage: Eukaryota; Ciliophora; Heterotrichea; Heterotrichida; Blepharismidae.
AUGUCAUUUUUAAAGCGAGUUCUAUCUCGUGAGCCGAAUAAAAGAGACAACAGUUUAUCUACAAGCAGAAGUGCAGUUUCUAUUAAAGCAGGAAACACUUUAAACAUUACACUUCAAAGUGCAAAAAUCAAUAAAAGAAAUUCAUUAAGAAAAAUACAAACAGAAUCUUCCACAAAUCAGCUGCAAAUUAAUACAAAGCCUCCGUUAUCAAACAGAAAAGUAUCUUUUCAGCUAGUUAAACCAGAAAUACCUAAGUUUCAUAUAAGCUUAAAGUCUUUAUCAACGCCAGUAUCUAUUGUGUCAACCCCUCGAUCAAACAAAACCACUCCUAAAUUUUUAGCAAAACCUAAUGAUUUUAUUGAGCCAGAAGUUGAAUCUGAUAUACCCACACUUAAAGAAUAUAUGGAAAAUACAACGAAAACGAGAGCCAAUGUUUCUUUUGCGGAUACAGCAACGGAUAGUGCUUCGAAAAGAUCAAGCAGAGAAAUUUCGAGGAGUUUUUUUGAAGAUAAUAUGAGCCAGACUGAAAAACUACCUGAAAAAGUAGGAAUUUUGAAAGUUAAAGAAAAGAUUAGUCCGAUGAAAUUAAAAGGAAUACUUGGGGCACAGCUGGACAAACAGAUGAAAAUAGAGAAAAAGCUGAGUUCGGUUAUUAGAGAUAGAGCAUGCCAAAAUCCUAUUUUGUAUGGAAAAAAGGGGUAG